Messenger RNA from Drosophila gunungcola (fruit fly), 1678 nucleotides. Its product is annotated as pre-mRNA-splicing factor RBM22. Gene Ontology annotation, cellular component: U2-type catalytic step 1 spliceosome; U2-type catalytic step 2 spliceosome; Prp19 complex. Gene Ontology annotation, molecular function: pre-mRNA binding; U6 snRNA binding; metal ion binding. NCBI's taxonomy places the organism in Eukaryota, Metazoa, Arthropoda, Insecta, Diptera, Drosophilidae. Bases 87 to 1343 code for a protein of 418 amino acids. The transcript has a single exon. The record is from RefSeq and is a predicted model, not a curated record.
AGCCCAUCACCAUUUUUGACAAGAAAAAAGUGAGCAUUGUGUGGAUAGUCCAGAUUUUGAGAAAAUAAAACAGACCUGCCGCCGCCAUGUCCAUGUCAAAAACCACAAACACCUACAAUCGGCAGAACUGGGAGGACGCCGAGUUCCCUAUCCUGUGCCAGACUUGCCUGGGCGACAAUCCUUACGUCCGGAUGAUAAAAGAGCGCUUCGGAAAGGAGUGCAAGAUCUGCACGCGACCGUUCACCAUAUUUAGAUGGUGUCCCGGCGCCCGGAUGCGCUUCAAAAAGACGGAGAUCUGCCAGACGUGUGCGCGCCUGAAGAACGUGUGCCAGACCUGCCUCCUCGACCUGGAGUACGGCCUUCCCAUCCAGGUGCGCGACGCCGCCCUCAAAGUGGCGGACAAUAUGCCGCAAAGCGACGUGAACAAGGAGUACUACAUCCAAAACAUAGACGCCCAGCUGCAGGACGGAGACGGCACCGAGGCGGCCGGGGCGGUCGGGCGAUCACUCGCCGCCAACGAAAUGCUGUCCAAGCUGGCGCGCACGGCGCCCUACUACAAGCGGAACAGGCCGCACAUCUGCUCCUUCUGGGUGAAGGGCGAGUGCAAGCGUGGCGAGGAGUGCCCCUACCGCCACGACAAGCCCAACGAGCCGGACGACCCGCUGUGCGAGCAGAACAUCAAGGACAGGUACUACGGACGCAAUGAUCCCGUGGCCGAGAAGAUCAUGAAGCGGGCCGCCUCGCUUCCCACCCUCGAGCCGCCGGAGGACCGCAACAUCACGACUCUGUACGUGGGAAACCUUCCCGAGGAGAUAACGGAGCCAGAGCUGCGAGAUCAGUUCUACCAGUUUGGCGAAAUCCGAUCCAUUGCGCUGGUGCCACGCCAGCAAUGCUCUUUUGUGCAGUACACCAAACGGAGCGCUGCCGAGCUGGCCGCCGAGCGAACGUUCAAUAAACUGGUGAUCCAAGGCCGGAAGGUGAGCAUCAAGUGGGCUCACUCCCAGGCGAAACAGGGCACGGCCGCCAAGACAGACAGACGCUUCGAUGUGGCCGGCAUUCCGCCGCCCAGCGCCAAGCCGAACGACUACUUCAAUCUGCGCCAGGAGCAGAUCAACGUCAUGCCCGCCGGCAUGAAGUUGCACCAGCUGCCUUCGAACCUGGUCCCGGCUUCGGCAUACCAGAUGUACAGCCAGCCGACCUACGCAGCGCCCUACGGAAACGCCAGUUCCACAGCCGCGUCUACCUCGGGUGUGGGCCUCGACUCCAUAAAUAUUCCUCCGCCACCUGGCCAAAUACCCUAUCCCAGUCAGGACGCCAGUCGGAUGGGAGCUGUAAAGAAAUAGACAAUAAUAUCUACAAAUUUUGCGCAAAAAAAAAGCUUUUUAUAAAAUCCAAUACAAAGAUCGAAAAUAAAUUAAAAAAUUCCGUGGACCAAAGCUACUUUUUCUUUCUGGCAAUAUUAGACUAUGUAUGGACCUUAAAAAAAGUAAAAAUUCAUAUAAAGGCGUGGAAUAUUUAACUUAAACCUAUGUAUCUUCAUUGAACGCCUGCCUGUUCGUUUCGACGGCGAGAUCUUAGAAGACUUUUUGAUUUGAGAUUUAACAAGCGGAUUCUAGUUAUACCUAAAUCAGCGUAAGUUUAUAAACUGUUAUUAUUAAAUCGUUUUUUAAUUUGGCAC